AUUUAAGGGUGCCAGGGAGAGAGAGAAAGGUUUCCACAAUUUUUUUGGUACACUUCAGCAGCCAAGUGACUAGGCAACACAGUGAAAGGCUUCCUUAACUCUUAUGUUCAUAUGGGAUGAAAUUAAGGGGCUAAGAAAAUGGCACCAUUAACUGAAAAGUCUGAAUCAAGAGAUAAACAAAAUCCAGAAGUGAAAAAGGCAAUUCCUUCUGCCACAAUGAGCUCUGAACGUGAAGAAGUUGAUGUUGCAAAAACUGUUGUCAAUGGGCUGAGCAGCAAUGGACAAGAAAAAGCUGUUGACGUCCCUUUAUACACACGCUCUAUUUCUGCCGUUACAAUAAUCCCUGUGAAGAAAGUGAAAAGUUCUCCUCACCUAGUGCUGCCUACAGAAACAGAUCCCACUAAAGUCUGCAGUGGAAAAGGAGCUGUGACCCUCUGGGUAUCUUCAACCUCUGAAGAGAAUCAGAAAAUCUCUUCGCCAUGUCCUCAGGAUGCUGAGAAACCUGAAAGUCUGGAGCCAGAAAACACAGAAACAGAUGAUUGGAGAUCAUCACCCAACACUGAUGCCAACGGGGAUGCCCAACCAUCUUCUCUGGCUGCCAAGGGUUAUAGGAGUGUGCGUCCGAACCUUUCCUCGGACAGCAAGCCACAGGCCCUUCCUCCUCCCCGUCCUCCUCUCCCCAAGGAGGAAAGCUUUGCAUGGCGUCCUCGCACUGACACUAAAGCAACCAACCUGCUGCCAGUGCCCAUCAUGGAUUGUGUGUACCUGAAUGCACCCAAGCCUUCUGCUCAGCGUGCAUCACUAAAUGCCAGCGCACGGUCUUACUUCUCAUCACCCACCCCCUAUGGGGCAGUCCCCAGCGGGAAGCAAGGCUUGCCAGCAGGGCAUUUUCCUUCUUCAGGUCCCAGAGAUAUGGUGCAUGUUGGGCAGCCACUCUUGGAAAGUAGCUCCUCAUCAAAUGCAUCAUCCUUACAACGCAACCCUGACAGGGCAGAUCCCAGUAGUAAGGCUGGAAUGAAUUCCAGUCAUGAGACGAAGGCGGAUAAAAAGGUCAGCAAACUAUAUGUAGCUUGUUUAUCUAACAACACUUGCUCAGCCACGUCUGAAAAUUCCACUGGCACCACACAUGACCCAUCAGCCAGCACCAGUUUGGGAGCUGAGGUCACUCAGGCACCAGCCACCGAUAUUGUUUUCUCUGCAACGGGAAAAGCUCUUCCUGCUCCUCCUCCUCCUCCUAUUCCUCCCAGGCCGUACUUUUACAUUGUCCUCAAUAAAGACGCAGUUAGUUCUGAUGCGGGCCAGCCCUCUUGGACACAGUCAUCACCUCCGCAAGCUUUGAGGGACAGAGUGCUAGAGCCCCAGAGCACAGCUGCCACAGAGGACAGAAUGAGAAAAGAGCCUUAUGUUACCCAGCAGCGGCAGCCGCCGUACAAGGCAGUGGGACGCAGCAUGGAUGUCACUGCCACCACAACUCAGCCUGGGGUUAUAGUAGUCCCCCUUGUCCAGAUUAAUCCAGACAGACAACAAGAAGGCAGCUCCAGCACUCCUCCACCGCCUCUGGUUCCUUUUGGGCAAGGCUCCGUAUUCCCUGAGACUCUUCCUCCUGGCACACCCUUGACUUUUCCGACUCUAGAUGAUUUCAUUCCCCCACAUCUCCAGAGGGGUUCCCACCAUAACCAAGCACCCUCUGCGUCUGGCACAUCACCCUCUGUUUACCCGAAACUUCCAUUCUUCUCAACACCACCUUCACUUGUACCUCCGGUUACGGGGGCUUUGCACAGGGGCUUGAAGCCUGAAAUCACUGGAGUCAUCUCACGUACAGACCCAGGUCCUGCACUAAAUGACGUGACCCAGCCUAGCAGUGGCACUGACUAUCCAACUUCCUUCACAUCAAUCAACAAGUCAUCUUCUGCCUAUCCCUCUACCACAAUCGUCAAUCCCACUAUUGUCCUCUUGCAGCACAAUCGAGAACAGCAAAAAAGGCUUAGUAGCCUGGCAGAUUCUGUGCCAGACAGAAUAAUUUCAGAUAAAGUAGAUUUGGCACUCACACAAGUCAAGCCAGUCCAGGAGCCAGUGCUGAGUGAGAGGAGAGUUUUGGAGGAGAAGAGAAUUGUCAAGAGCCCUCAGCAUAUGGUUGAUACUUCUGUUGAUGAUAUUGGCAUUCCACUGAGGAACACAGACAGAUCGAAGGACUGGUACAAGACAAUGUUCAAACAGAUACACAAGCUAAACAGAGACACUCCUGAAGAAAAUCCUUAUUGCCCUACCUACAUAUUUCCUGAACUUCCUGAAAUCCAGCAAAAACCUGAAGAAGACAAUCCUUAUUCUCCUACAUACCAGUUUCCUGCGUCUACUCCUAGCCCUAUCUCUGAAGAUGAAGAUUCUGAUUCAUACUCUCCUCGUUAUUCCUAUUGUGAGGACACCAGAAGCCAGCCUUCAGUUCCUCGCUCCAAGAGUGAGAUGGACCAUAUUGACUCAGAGAAGGUGUUUAAGAGGUCUGCCACUUUGCCCCUACCAAACCGUACUUCAUUGCUGAAAUCCAGCCCUGAAAGGACGGACUGGGAGCCUCCAGACAAGAAGGUGGACACUAGAAAAUACCGUGCAGAGCCCAGGAGCAUUUAUGACUAUCAGCCAGGAAAGUCCUCAGUUCUGAACAGUGAAAAAAUGACUCGGGAUAUAAGCCCAGAAGAGAUAGAUUUAAAGAAUGAACCUUGGUAUAAAUUCUUUUCGGAAUUGGAGUUUGGGAAACCGCCUCCAAAAAAGAUUUGGGAUUAUACUCCUGGAGAUUGCUCUAUCCUUACUAGAGAGGAUAGAAAGACUGAUCUAGAAAAAGACCUCUACCUCUACCAGACUGAGUUAGAGGCAGAUUUAGAAAAAAUGGAGAAGCUUUAUAAAGCGCCACAUAAAAAGCCACAGAAGAAUACAGCAGGUGUUACUCCUCUGGAAACUUCCACAGACCAUUCUUCCUUCUCCACAUAUUCACCCAACUACCACGCAGCGAAGAGGGAUUCAGAACCAGCACUGGGGGACCUUGCUGGCUUGGAGAAUGAGAGACAGAUUUACAAGAGUGUGCUGGAAGGUGGAGAUAUCCCGUUCCAGGGGCUGAGUGGUCUCAAGCGUCCUUCUAGCUCUGCUUCCACAAAAGUGGAUCGUAAAGGUGGGAAUGCUCAUAUGACUGCACCCUCUUCAGUUAAUAGCCGAACCUUUAACGCUAGUCAUACCGGUAUGUUAGGUCACGCAUGUAAACAUAAGAAGCCCUUAUCAGCUGCAAAAGCCUGCAUUACUGAAAUCCUCCCUUCUAAAUUCAAACCCAAGCUAGCAGCUCCAGCUGCUCUUGGGCAGGACAAGAAGGGUAUCUUGCUGUCUCAUGAGAAAGCUCAAAGCUGUGAAAACCUUCGUAGCUCCGUUGCGUUGUUUGAUAAUAAAAAGUCUUUUAUGGUAGACAUAGGGGAAAGCAUAGAAAACAUGUUGAUGAAGUCAAAGCAGGAAUAUGUCAUCAAGUCUGGCAGUACCAUGAGCCUACAGGAGUAUGGCACCAACUCUAGAAAAGGCUGCCUAUUCCCUGCCUCCAGGAAGAGCGGAAUGGAGUUUACAAUGCUGUAUAAAGACAUGCACCAGAUCAACCGGUCCAGGAUCCAGUUGGGCACAGUCUCUUCCUGCAGUGUGAGGGACAUUGCAUCUCAAUUUGAGAACGAAGCAAAGGACAGGAUGGAACACAGCCUUAGUCGAGAGGAUUCAGAGCAGAUCCCCAAAGACACUGUUUCCUCCCGUAUCAGUGCCUUUGAACAGCUGAUCCAGAGAUCCCGAUCGAUGCCCGCACUUGACUUUUCCACUGGACAAAGCAAAUUCACUACUUCUCUCCAGUCUCAAGCUUGUCUAGGUUCUGCCUACUCCGCAGAGAUUCUUCUGGAUUUGCCAAAAAUAAACCAAGAAGAGAAGGAUGCUGCCAGCUUGGCAGACAAAUCCUCCCAUUCCUGCAGCAAUGUGGAGGACACAGCUUCAGAUGUCAGUGAUGCUAUCCCUAUGGACACACUUUCAGCUUGCACAGACGAGAUAGAUCUCCUCUCAAAUGCAUCCAAUGACAGUGGCAGCAGCAACAGCAACAUCAAUGGGCCUCAGAAGCAUAAAGUCAACAGAUGCAAAGGCACAUGCCCAGCUUCCUACACCAGGUUCACUACCAUCCGAAGGCAUGAGCAGCAGCAAGCCAUCAGGAACACUGAUUCCAAAGGAAUCUAUGGGGACAGACACACGCUCCCCAGAAAUGUCUACCUAAUGAGCCCACUUCCCUUCCGAGUGAAAAAGCCCUUCCAGCACAAGUCCAGCAGGACUCCACCCCCAGACUGCCCUGGAGCCCUGGCAGUGCCCAGCCCCCAGAACCGGGAUGACCCCAUACAGCUGCAGGGGAGUGUAGGAGACAAGAGUCAUCACUUCCAGCAUGAGCUGUGCUCCAGAAGCAGGCCUCUAGCCCCCAGGCGCCUGUCUUCCUUUGAUGUUGUGGAGAGGCUUAGCUACUUCCCCAGCAUGGGAUCUAGCCGAGAUAGCUCCAUGGGCCGCUCUGACACUCCUGACUCCUUACACAAUGGGAACCCAAUUCCAUAUGCCCUCUAUCACAGCUUGGACACAAACAACAACCCGCAAAGUGAACUUGGGACGUACCUAGGAGAUUCAGAAUCACCAAGGCAUUUUGCACCAGUUGAUUACAUGGAAACUCCAGAAGAAAUUGUCCGCAGACGUUAUGAUGAUAAAGAGAAACUUUUAGAGGACCAGAGACGGCUUAAACGUGAGCAAGAAGAAGCUGAUAUUGCAGCUAGAAGGCACACAGGGGUCAUUCCAACGCACCAUCAGUUUAUCACUAAUGAGCGAUUUGGGGACCUCCUAAAUGUAGACGAUACAGCAAAGAGGAAAUCUGGGUCAGAGAUGAGACCUGCUAGAGCCAAGUUUGACUUCAAAGCACAGACUCUGAAGGAACUUCCUCUGCAAAAAGGAGAUAUUGUUUACAUUUACAAGCAGAUUGACCAGAAUUGGUAUGAAGGUGAACACCAUGGCAGAGUUGGCAUCUUCCCACGAUCCUAUAUAGAGCUUCUCCCACCAGCUGAGAAAGCUCAGCCCAAAAAGCCAUUACCAUUGCAAGUAUUGGAAUAUGGAGAUGCUAUUGCUAAGUUCAACUUCAAUGGUGAUACUCAAGUAGAAAUGUCUUUCAGAAAGGGUGAAAGGAUCACGUUGAUUCGACGAGUGGAUGAGAACUGGUAUGAAGGAAGAAUCUCUGGCACCAGUCGCCAAGGCAUCUUCCCUGUAACUUAUGUGGAAGUGCUCAAACGGCCAGUGGUCAAGAAUGCCAUUGAAUAUCCAGACCCACCUGUGUCACUCUCCCCUAACCGCAGCGUGACAGCUUCACCACAGUCUCCCAGCUCUGAGCUGCUCCAUACACCAACUCCUCCGCCUUUGCCUUUCUCACGCCAUGCCUUGUCUCCAGAGGUGCAGGCAGUCACAUCCGAGUGGAUUGCUCUGACUGUGGGAGUGUCUCCUAGCACCACUCCUGCCUUAACUGCUCCAUUGCCUUCUCUGCCUGAAGCCUCCCUCUCCCACGCUGACUCUCUCUCACCUCCUACUGUAGCCAGCCCUUCCCCCUCGUUCAGCCUCCCCCAUUCUCAUCUCUCUGGCUCCUCAACUCCGAGGUCCAUUAAAUCCCCCUUGCCCUUUUACUCAUCUGGGCCUCAGCCCUCCGCUCGCAGUUACUACCAGGCUGCUCCGCAAAGCAAAGAGAAGGUUGGUGGCUCCUCUUCUCCCUGCCCUCGCUGGGCAGGCGGGAGCCCUGAGAGCAUCCUCACAGAGCAGCACGGCACCCCUGGCAGCCAGGCCUGGCUCCAGAAGACUAGAGAGGGCAGCAGCAACCCUGAGCAGGGUUCCCAUGCUGCUCCCAACAUCUCUGUGGAGCGCUGUCUGAAACCAUCCCAGCUAGACAUGCGUGCAAGCCCAGAAAGGAGACCUGUGAGUUCCUCUGAGGACAACCAGUUGUGUCAGGAGCUAAUGGCUAUUGUGCAGGGAGGUAAAGCAGAGAAAAGAGGCACGAGGAGAGGUGAUCUGGGAAAGUUUCAAGGCGGGGAAAAGAAGACUGCAGACUCAAAAGCUUUCUCUUCACCUGCUCCUCUCUCUUCCUCUGCCCUCUCUUCCUCUACUGUCACAACACAGCCACCUCCCAGACUUACACGUAGAGUCAAUAAGCCACAGCCUUCCCUCCAUUCAUUGAGAGCUGGACCAGAUCUCACAGAGUCUGAAAAGAGCUAUGUGGAAGCUGUUUGCAAUGAGAUCAUAAACAUUGCAGAAAAGUCUGUGCAUUACUGCAGUACUAUUUCUCAGCCUCUUGACUCUCGCAACAAGGUGACCUCUAAUGACCAUAAACCAUCUCUCAUCAUUUCUCAGCAACCUCAAGCACAGCAGCAAGGAGCCAGCCCUGACAGAAGUCAAACACCACGAGACAUAGUUAGCUACCAAGCUCUGUACAGCUACACUCCUCAGAACGAUGAUGAGCUGGAACUGAGGGAUGGUGAUAUUGUUGAUGUUAUGGAGAAAUGUGAUGAUGGCUGGUUUGUGGGUACAUCCAGGAGAACAAGGCAAUUCGGCACCUUCCCGGGCAACUAUGUGAAGCUUCUGUACCUGUAAAGUAACAGUAAUCCCACAGUGACAGAGAUGGAGCUGUUUUUCAGAUGGUGUUUUUAAACAAUGAAGAAAGAGACAAUUUAUGAAUGUAAUAGACAAGAGAUGAAAAGUGUUAGGAGGAUGUGGUUAUGUGAUACAGUAUUGAGUUGAAUGUGUAGCCCUGCUUCUACUAAUUCAGGGUAUGAUUUGUUUGCUGAAGGAGAGACAGUUUCUAGUUUACAGUGCUGCCUUUGUGUAUUCCUCUCCCCUCCCCAACAAGAGUUCUGGUGAUAACCUUAAUUCGUAUGGAGUACUUUACUUCUGAGAAGGCUUCAGGGAAGCAAAAGGUAUAGGUUUUGUUUGUGUGUUAAGAUAUGACAGUACUUUCAGAAAGUACGUGACCUUGCAGCUUCUCCAUUCACUGGUGAGGUCAGGGAGGCCAGGCUUCCUGCCUUGCUGAAGGCUUACUGUGCUCUGCCUUCCACUCCCAUAGAACUCCCUUCCUUCAUGCCAUGCACCUUAAGACCCCGUAUGGGCAGAGGACAGCCAGUGUGGUUAAACUGCAGAACUCUGUUGAGAAGGAGUUUGGGACUGGAAGUUUAAUCCAGAGGUGUCAGCCAAAGUGUACUGCAGACACUCAAAAAGCCCAAACCCUUUCCUAACACAUUACCCACUUCUGCAAGGUUUUUUUCUUUUGUGCAGGGUGUGUGUGUGUGUGUGAGUGUACUGUGUGCAGCAAAACGAACGGAGUAAUGUUUUUUUAAAGAGAAAACAACCUGGCUUUGACAUUUAUCUGCACAAAGAAUAAAACCAAUAAACAGAACAUCCAUGAGAGCAAAUCCUGUUUAUGAGUCCUACGGCUGUUUGCUUUCUCUGCUCCCCCUUGUUGGCCCAAAAAGAGUUGAAGCAUGCUCUUUGGGAAGAAGGCUUUGCUUCUCUAGCAUUAAAUGUCAGAGGUUCUGAUAACUCUGAGAAACAUGCCUUUGAAGGUGCCUUUUUCUGUUGUUCUUGCAGUGUAGAUGGUAGAUCCAAUAAACACCUGCAUUUCGACUGGCCCUUAGAUCAACAAAAAAGUCUGCUCAGUUUGGAAAGCCGUGUUCACAGCGGUUGUUACCAGUCAUAGAGAUUUGUAUUUCUUUGAGGAAAAAAACGUGGCUUGCCUGUAAAUCCACUACGAAUACUCUUUUGAUAGACACUUUGUUAUUAAGAAGUAUAAACAAAACCGGUUCUAUCAGACUUUGCUUCCUACAGUUACCAUACAAAUAGCAAAAGGUUAGAUUGCUAUUUUGUCAUAAGCCGUAUUUAAUAAUAUAAAAUGCCUAUUUUUAUGCUGAUGCUUUUAUACAGAUUUAUUAAGAGUAACUACAACUAACUGUUAGCACGACUUGCAAUAUGUUUUGAUAAACUAGCCAUGCUCCUGGGUUUGAAAUCAAGUAGGCUUGUCUUCCGUCUCAGUCUGCGGAGGAGAAGACUCAGUGUCUCAGAAGUUUGACUGUAAAUAUGUAUAUUUAACUUUGUACAGACAAUGUACUUACCUUGUAUAGAAAAAUAAUUUAAACGCAUUGAGCGAAGGGAGAAAAAGAAAGGCAGUUGUCAGAGGUUGGGAUUUUAUUCCACUUUUAUUUAAAUGAUGGAAUUCUGUGUGUGUUCAUAUAAAGAGUUUUAGCACAAAAUAUCCACUAUGAAAGAGUUUCAGAUAUGACACUGACCACUGACAGCACCACUGUCUCUUUUCAAUAGGAGAUAUCAUUAAUUCUGCAUCUUAUUUAUGUAUUUUUCUGCUUUGGUUUUUUCUUCCAUUUAUUCGUAGCAAGACAUAGGCUGUUGCUAAGAUUGGAUAGCACCAAAUUAAUCUAUCCAGCAAAGUAACACAAUAAUACUGACUGUAUAUAACCUACUCAUUUAAAGGUUUAUUUUCUGUUCUCGCUCUUGCCAUUUUAAGUUACACACACACACACACACACACACAUCACAACUUAUUUUUGUGUUGAUUUUUGUUCCUUAUUGCAGUGGAUUACUAUUUGGCAAUUAAUAAAUGGAAGUAUUGAAUUAC
Messenger RNA from Lagopus muta (rock ptarmigan), 8689 nucleotides. It is a transcript of the gene SORBS1, whose product is annotated as sorbin and SH3 domain containing 1. Gene Ontology annotation, molecular function: protein binding. Gene Ontology annotation, cellular component: cell-substrate junction; cytoplasm; nucleus. Gene Ontology annotation, biological process: cell-substrate adhesion. The transcript has 36 exons. Lineage: Eukaryota; Metazoa; Chordata; Aves; Galliformes; Phasianidae. The record is from RefSeq and is a predicted model, not a curated record. The coding region runs from base 139 to 6660 and encodes 2173 amino acids.